AUGGUACAUCUUCUCUUAAUAGUGCACAACAACAGCUCAGACCCAGCAAUGGUACAUCUCCUCUUAAUAGUGCACAACAACAGCUCAGACCCAGCAAUGGUACAUCUCCUCUUAGUAGUGCACAACAACAGCUCAGACCCAGCAAUGGUACAUCUCCUCUUAGUAGUGCACAACAACAGCUCAGACCCAGCAAUGGUACAUCUCCUCUUAAUAGUGCACAACAACAGCUCAGACCCAGCAAUGGUUAUACUCCUCUUAGUAGUGCACAACAGUUAA
Trichomonas vaginalis G3 is the source of this 276-nucleotide messenger RNA. RefSeq lists its product as uncharacterized. Lineage: Eukaryota; Parabasalia; Trichomonadida; Trichomonadidae. The record is from RefSeq and is a predicted model, not a curated record. The transcript has a single exon. Bases 1 to 276 code for a protein of 91 amino acids.